Messenger RNA from Trichoderma atroviride IMI 206040, 1179 nucleotides. RefSeq lists its product as uncharacterized. Lineage: Eukaryota; Fungi; Ascomycota; Sordariomycetes; Hypocreales; Hypocreaceae. Gene Ontology annotation, molecular function: phosphotransferase activity, for other substituted phosphate groups. Gene Ontology annotation, cellular component: membrane. The record is from RefSeq and is a predicted model, not a curated record. Gene Ontology annotation, biological process: phospholipid biosynthetic process.
CUAGAACCAAGUCAACGGCCGAAAAGCCUCUCUUGCUGAGCUUCGAUCCGCACGCCUUCCGCAACUCUCAACCAUGUCAAGACGACCCAGCGCUGCCUCGGCGGCCAUCAAUGGCCCUACCUCGAGAGAGCUGUCGCCCCAGAACCAACCAGCAAUUGACAAGCAAAAGACGCUUCUCUCUGCAGACGUGGGCCACUUCUCGCUGGUACGAGCCAUGCACCUCGCAGAUCUCAUUACUCUUCUGAAUGGCUUCUGCGGUGUCAUGUCGAUAUUCUCGUCCCUACACUCCUGCCUGGAGCCUGCCAAGAGGGAGGAUCACCUGUGGUGGGCUCUGGUCUUCUUGCCGUUUGGCUUUUUCUUCGACGCUCUCGAUGGCAAGGUGGCUCGAUGGAGGAAGAAGAGCAGCCUGAUGGGACAAGAGCUGGAUUCCCUUGCUGAUUUGAUCUCUUUCGGUGUCGCUCCCGCCAUGGUCGCCUUCUCCCUUGGCCUUCGAACCUCUGCCGAUACACUUGGUCUCGCCUUUUUUGUUCUAUGUGGACUGACUAGACUUGCCCGCUUCAACGUUACCGUCGCUGUUCUGCCCAAGGACGCCACUGGCAAGAGCAAAUUCUUCGAGGGCACUCCCAUUCCGACGUCACUGGGUUUGGAUGCACUCAUGGCUUACUGGCUGCAGCAAGGCUGGAUCUUGGAGAGCAUCCCCUUUGGCACCGUGUUCACUGGUACAUCGCUCGAGUUCCACCCCAUCGUGCUCUUGUUCGUUGUUCACGGCUGCAUGAUGACCAGCAAGACGAUACGCAUACCAAAGCCCUAAAUCAACAGCGGAAUUGGCUGUCGUGAGCAGUGGCUCUACUUUUUCAUACUUGGUCUUACUGGAUAUGCGGCUGUGGCAAAUGGGGUAGAGGGCUAAUAGUCUUGUAUGGUUCAUGAUCAAUGAGUUGGCGCACAACGAAAUUGUUCAGACUUUGUUCAGUUGGGUAACUAUUUGGCGAGCGCCUCGCAUAAAGAUACACGUUAUACUCUAAGGGAUGGGCUUUCCUUCUUUCUUUUUCUGAUUACAUUGAUCGAUUCCCUAUACGACUGACGUUUUGGACCACUUGAUAGUCUUGAGGAGGAGAAUGUGGUCUAUAUGGCCUAGUAACAGAGGUUAUGAUACCCCCCGGAUAAUCUUAUUAUUUCUUG